GGUAUGCAUGACGCCAGAAGUUUAGCGGCAGAAGUUUAACUCUAUCCGUCCACCAGUUUUACUUGAAGUUUACUACAUAAAACUGGCUCCACUUUCAGUGUUGGAAAGGUGAUACAUACACUAAUGUAGAUGUAAAAGGCAAGCCUUCAAUUUCAGUAUAUCGCGUGGCUUAGACUGAACAGUAUUAUCAAGUGUCAGAGAUAAAAUGGCCGAUCUAACAAACCUGAUGAACUGAUGAUAUUCAUCAUACAAUUGAUCUAAUUAAUCCAGUCUUUUUUUUUUUAUAAAGUUCUAAAGUUUAAUCGACCAUUUUGAGUAAAGUAUUAUGGCUUUGAGUUGGCGAAGCAAUCUCAAGUCUCCACGAAAGCAGACUUCUCUAAGUCCAGCUCAAACAAAGCUCACUUCACCAAGAGAACAACUCUCCGCAAACCUCUCACCUAGACAAGACUUAAAGAUGGUUUCUCCAAGAGAUGAGAAGAAUAUCGUCAAGUCAAGAUGGUCUCAUCUUAGCGCUUCGCCCCCAAAGAGCAAAUCACCGAGAAAAGAAAUAUCUUUGAGUCAAGUGAAAAAUAAACCGCGAAUAACAGCUGAUGAAUUAAUCGCAAGAAAAUUCUCUGCAGAAAAAAAGCCAGUCACGCCGAGACAACGUUCACAAGUGUUUCUUAAAGCAGUGCAGAAGUUUGAAGGAGAAAUACCUGGAAAGCUGUUAAAAACAGAAGAAGCACGAAGGAAUUUAGCAGAUGAACAACUUGAGUUUUGUUCCAACGAGUUAGUAGAUAUGAGGGAAUUUCUUGAACAAAUAGAAAUGGAUUUUUCGGUCAUAAGACAACGAAUAGAGAAAGCGAAGGAAGAUGUCUCAGAUUUAAGAAGGUCCAACCGAGCCUUCGUUGAAACUGGUUAAUCAGGUUUAAAUCAUAAUCAUGAUGAUCAGUAAAUUUGCAGAAUAAAAGUAGUUUGACCCUCAA
Actinia tenebrosa (Australian red waratah sea anemone) is the source of this 965-nucleotide messenger RNA. RefSeq lists its product as uncharacterized. The record is from RefSeq and is a predicted model, not a curated record. Lineage: Eukaryota; Metazoa; Cnidaria; Anthozoa; Actiniaria; Actiniidae.